GAGAGAGAGAGAGAGAGAGAGAGAGAGAAUGGAGGAGGAGAAGAAAUCAAGAUUCAAGAGAAUUUGUGUGUUCUGCGGCAGCAGUUCCGGCAAGAAACCAACCUAUCAAGAAGCCGCCGUUGAGUUGGGAAAAGAACUGGUGGAGAGGAAGAUUGAUUUGGUGUAUGGAGGUGGAAGCGUGGGUCUGAUGGGUCUUGUUUCUCAGGCAGUUCAUGAUGGUGGGCGCCAUGUUCUAGGGGUUAUUCCAAGAACUCUUAUGCCCCUAGAGAUAACGGGACAAACGAUUGGAGAAGUACGAGCUGUAUCCGGUAUGCACCAAAGGAAGGCCGAGAUGGCCCGACAAGCCGACGCCUUCAUUGCCCUUCCCGGUGGUUAUGGGACUCUUGAAGAGUUGCUUGAAGUUAUUACAUGGGCUCAGCUCGGAAUCCAUCGUAAACCGGUGGGGCUGUUGAAUGUUGAAGGUUACUACAACUCGUUGUUGUCAUUUCUUGACAAGGCCGUUGACGAAGGCUUUAUAUCUCCAACUUCUCGUCGAAUUAUUGUUUCUGCCCCGUCAGCAAAACAGUUGGUCCGAGAGCUUGAGGAGCAUAUUCCAGAAUACGAUGAAAUUACAUCGAAGUUGAACUGGGAAGAUGUUGAGAGACUGAAUUACAUUCCUGAUGAAUCUGAUGUUCCAACGUGACGCAGAGAUGACGAAAAAAAUGUCGAUUUUUGGCUCUAGAUCAACUUUCUAGCAUAUAUGACUUUAUUUUUGCUGCACAGGAAAUCCUUUUUUUAUUUUCUUUUUUUG
This is a messenger RNA of Erythranthe guttata (spotted monkey flower), 790 nucleotides long. It is a transcript of the gene LOG7, whose product is annotated as Putative lysine decarboxylase family protein. The record is from RefSeq and is a predicted model, not a curated record. NCBI's taxonomy places the organism in Eukaryota, Viridiplantae, Streptophyta, Magnoliopsida, Lamiales, Phrymaceae. Gene Ontology annotation, molecular function: hydrolase activity, hydrolyzing N-glycosyl compounds. Gene Ontology annotation, cellular component: nucleus; cytosol. Gene Ontology annotation, biological process: cytokinin biosynthetic process.